AUGGCACGCGCUAGCUCUAGCGGGAGCAUCGCGGAGCGAUCACUCGAAGUCGAGCUUUUGCUCGCCUCGCUCGGAGCGCCGCCGUCGUUCGCGCUACGACAUCGCGACGAGCUACAUUCGCGAAAACUCGCUUGCGAUAGUGACGGGCUUAGCGGUUCAAGAGACAACAGGUCAGGCGAACGGCCGUUAGCCGCGCUAGGCUCCGUGGUUGCGCUCAUCAGCGCGGGGAGGUAUGCAGCCGCGCUGGAGCGCGCAUCUUCCGCCCUCGCGGUCCUCCCCUCCGCGGAGCAGCUGGCGGAAGCAGUGGCCGCGCGCGCGGAGAACCAGCCAGGGGAAGCGGCCGCGGGCGCAGCCGCGGCGGAAGCGUUUUUCUGCGCAGUGAGGGGGAGAAUCGGCGCGCUGCUGGUGGAGGGGGGGAAACCUCACUCGGGAAGCGGGAAGAUGGAGGGGGAGGAGGAGGAGAGGGUUGGCAAGUGGAGCGCGAGAGAGAAGGCGCUGCUGGUGCUGAUGAUGGGGGCGGCGAGCCUCUGCCUCUUCGUGCAGGCGAAUGUUAGCGGUCCCGAGCCUUCUGCAGUCCCAACACUCCCACUCAACCCAGCACCAGCCAGCAGCGACACGUCAGCAACCCCCGUUGACACGUCAGCACUUGCCAGCCACCCCUCAUUCCUCGCCAGCGAGGUGGCACGCGUGGCGCUGAGCAAGUGGUGUCAGGUGGAGCUCAUGACAGAUGGUGCUGACGUCACAGGCAGAUGCCACCUCCCCCAGUACCUCCUACUCGCCAGGACCCUCCUCCUCCCCCCUCUCUUCCCACUCAUAUUCCCCUCCCCUUCCUCUUCCUCCUCCCCCUCCUCCUCCACUCCCUUUGUCAAACCUUCUGAGGCAUUCUCCCCGUCCUUGCUGCCGCCCUCCUGGCCCUGGUGGGCGGCGAGGGUUGUCGUUAUUCACCAGAGGGUGCUACAGGAGCGGUCCCCCUCCCUCCGCGCCCUGCUGCUCCCCUGCACUGCUCACCUGGGAGAGACGCUGGGGAGGAAAGAUGCCGUGAGACGAGCUUUGUUUAGAAAAGAGGAGGAGAAGGAGGAGGAGGCGGAGGGAGGGGAGAAGGAGGGGGGGAAGGAGGGGGAGGGGGAGGGGGAAGUGUGUGUGCGGGUGGCAGCGAUGGUGCAUCUGGAGGCUGGGAUGAUGGACAUGGCGUAUGCACACGUGGACACUGCCAGGAAGUGGUUUGAGAGAGCUCUGCAGGAGUGCGGAGUGGUGCUGGGUGUCACUGGAGCCAUGGGGUACCGCACCAUACAUCAGGUGAACAGGGGUAGGGUAGGGGUCGAUCCCAAAGCACAGCUUGUGCUGGCAGUGACAAGAAAUGACGCCCUUAAGGAAGGAGAUGCGGCAGUGUUAGGCGAUAUGGAAUUACCCAAGGAUGUGACAUGUGGGGACAGGCAAGGGCAGCAAGAAGAGAAGGGAGAGAAGGGGGAAGGUGGAAAGGAGGGAGAUGGGGGGGAGGAGGAGGAGGAGGGGGAGAGUAUGGAGGAGUUGGAGUGUUUGUUCGAGCCGGAGGAGUGUGAUGUGCUGCUGGCCCCGCGGCUGGUGGAAGGGGGAAGUGGUGGGGGUGAGAUCGUGGCAAAUGGGGGUGAAAAGGAAGAGAAGCAGAGUGCUGUCGAUGGUGGCACGAGUGGUGUGCUGAGGGGUGUUGAGCAGGCGGCGGUGCUGGCGCUGGCUGUUGAUACAGUGAAGCAAAACGCUGCUGAUGAGCUGAGAGGUGAGUGGGAUGGCCUUUCAGGCGUUGGGGAAGAAGGGGCGGGCGGGGGGAUGAGGGGAAAGGGAGGGGCAUUGAGGGGUGAUGAGCAGGCGGCGGUGCUGGCAAUGGCUGUUGUCACAGUGAAGCAAAACGCAGCAGAUGAACUGAGAGGCUGGGAAGCAGCGCCUUAUAUCGAAGCAAUCACUCUGCAACAACACAUCCCACCCAUGGUGAAAGCGGGCUGUGAGCUGCUGAGGGUGCGGUGGGAACGCAAGCGACCGCACACGCGGCAGAGAGCAGUUGCGACAAUGGAGCAACUGAUCCAGUCAGUCUCACAUCAGGAGAAGAGGAUUCGCCAGCAGCAAUCGCAAGCAGCCUCGGGAUCAUCGGGAGGAGCUGUGGCGGCUGCGUUGCCGGAGGAGGAAGCGAGAGAAGCAGCAGAGAGGAUGAAAUACUGCUUCGCUGUUUGGUUUCCCACCACGCCUGCUCUCUUCAAGGAGUAUGGGGAGGUGCUGGUGGCGAGCGGAUGUGUGGGCGAGGCCAUGCGCGUGUUUGAGACGAAUGAGCUGUGGGACCAUCUCAUCGACUGCUACAGCCUUUUGGGCAAGAGGGCAGCAGCAGCAGCGUUGGUGACAACAAGGUUGAAGGAGCAGAAGGAGGAUCCACGCCUGUGGUGCUGCCUGGGAGAUCUGACGGAGGAGAAAGAGUGCUAUGAGAAGGCCUGGGAGUUUUCCCGACACAGAUAUGCACGCGCACAGCAAGCACUAGCGUGCAUGGCAAUGAACGCCAAGGACUUUAAAGCAGCCAUGGCUCACUGGGAGGCUGAAAAGGAGAGGCUGCUGUUCAACACUCUCCACUCCUCUCUCCAUCUCUCUUCACCCUUUUCAAUACAGAGAGCACUAGCGCGCAUGGCAAUGAACAGCAAGGAUUUCAAGGCAGCCAUGGCUCACUGGCAGGCUGCGCUGGCUAUCAGCCCGCUGCAUGCAUCUGCCUGGUUCUCCCUGGGCUACUCUGCUAUUCAGGUAGGCGUAGUGCGGUGCAGCGCGGGGCAGAAAGAGGGAGAGCAAGCUGUACAGGCAUGUGACGGGGACAAGGCGCUGUAUGCGCUCACACGUUCGGUGCAGAUCGACCCAGACAACGGGGAGGCGUGGAACAACCUGGCGGUGCUCAACUUACAGCGCAACCGAAUGCAAGAGGCGUUUAAGACACUACAGGAGGCACUUAAGCACAAGGGAGAGGACUGGCACCUGUGGGAAAACUUUGCGAAGGUGGCUCUGGAUGUGAAGAGCUACCAGCAG
This is a messenger RNA of Closterium sp. NIES-65, 3030 nucleotides long. The record is from the annotation of a GenBank genome assembly. NCBI's taxonomy places the organism in Eukaryota, Viridiplantae, Streptophyta, Zygnematophyceae, Desmidiales, Closteriaceae.